Molecule: messenger RNA, 487 nt
Organism: Halteromyces radiatus
Lineage: Eukaryota; Fungi; Mucoromycota; Mucoromycetes; Mucorales; Cunninghamellaceae
Exons: 5
Coding region: 12-368 (118 amino acids)
Biological process (GO): mRNA splicing, via spliceosome
Cellular component (GO): U2 snRNP; catalytic step 2 spliceosome; precatalytic spliceosome
Molecular function (GO): RNA binding
Source: RefSeq, a predicted model, not a curated record
AUUUAAUAGAAAUGAAUGCUCAACGAUCUGCACGUUUACCUCCCGAUGUCAAUCGUGUCCUUUUCGUUAGAAAUCUACCUUUUAAAAUCACAACAGAAGAAAUGUACGAAGUAUUUGGAAAAUAUGGAGCCAUUCGACAGAUUCGAGUUGGUAAUGCUCAAGAUACACGAGGAACAGCAUUUGUGAUAUAUGAAGAUAUCUUUGAUGCAAAGAAUGCUUGUGAACAUUUACAAGGUUUCAACAUUCUUGGACGCUAUCUCAUUGUAUUAUAUUAUCAACAAAACAAGAUCACAAAGAAAUUGAAUCUACAAAAGAAAGAAGAAGAACUCAAGGAAAUGAAAGCACGAUAUGGUGUGGACGACGAAUGAUACUUCCUUCUCCUUUUUUGAAUUUCUCCAAUGUAAUCUGUAAAUACUCUUUUCUCUCUUUUUUACCUUAUAUUACCAGUGCAAUAAAAAACUUUCCUAUGUCUGGAUUUCAAAUCUUC